CUUUUAUUUCUUUUUAUCUAUCUCUGAGCAAUAAAAAACCCUAAUUACACCGCGCCCUCUCUUUCCUUUUCUAUAAUUCGCGAAAUCCCAAACCCUAAUUUUGGUGCCCCUCUCUCUCUCUCUCUGUCUCAUGGCUACGGCGCGUGAUGAGAGCGGUUUCGGCACCGGAGGGAAGUUCAGAAAGCGUCCAUUUCGGAGGACUACGCAAUCGACGCCGUACGAUCGCCCUCUCGCAUCGUCGGCGCUCAGGAACCCCGCUAAUGUUAAUCUUAAUAACAAUAAUGGUUGGUUAUCGAAACUCGUUGAUCCAGCCCAUAGACUCAUUGUUUCAAGCGCUUACCGACUAUUCGGCUCUGUUUUUCGGAAACAACUUCCGCCGCCGCCACCUCCACCCCCACGGUCGACAAUGUCUGAACCAGGAAAUCAUGGAGCACGGGACAAGCACCAGGAACUAGUCGCUGCAGAUGAUCCUGGUGUUCAAGAAGCCAUCAAUUGUCAUGAUGGUCCUACAGAUGGUCAUGAUAGAGGGCUUAAUGAACUAGAGCAAAUAUUUAAGCAGAAGACUUUCACAAGAUCUGAGAUCGAUCGAUUGACUGCCCUUCUGAGAUCAAGAACCGUUGGUGAGCCCCUUGACAAUGAGCAGGAUAGGUCUGAAGAGAUCCCUUCAAAUCAGCUGGCAUUUCAUGAGAGGAAGGAGCCAGUAUUAAAUACUCCUGUAAAAGAGAAUGGGAUUGUGCGCACACACAAUUUUAGUCCUGUUGUCGUUGAUGAGGAUGUGGCUUCACCUGCAGAGCUUGCUAAAGCUUACAUGGGAAGUAGGUCUUUUAAAGUAUCCCCGUCAAUGCUAGGUGUGCGCAGUCAGGCAUUAAGGGAAGAGUCAACAGUGCUAAACAACAGUGUGUUACCUUCUGAAGCAGCCAUUAUGUCUCUUGUCCCUCGAUCAUCUGGCCAUGUUGGUGUUACUGAAAAUGGUUAUCUGACUCCUAGAUCCCGUGGCAGAUCUGCAAUAUACAACAUGGCACGAACACCAUAUUCUCAAAUUCACUCAACCACUACCCUCAAGGGUGUUGGGCUUGCAGUUGACUCCCUUAGUAGACUAUCUUCAUCAACACAAGGCAUCUGGGAGAAGAACAGACUUACUGAACCUAAACAAGGGACUCUAAAACGCAGGAGUUCAGUCCUGGACAACGAUAUAGGCUCUGUUGGUCCUAUACGUAGAAUUCGACAGAAGCCCAACCUUCUGACUUCAAGAAACUUAAGCUUGCCAGCCUCUGGAAGUUCUCUCUGUAUGCGUGGAAGUGGUGUUUCAAGUGUUGUUCAACAGCCCUCGUCUUCAAUACAGAAACCGCAAAUAUCUGGGGAAGAGAGGCAUAGAUCUGCAAAAAUGUUAACAGAAAAUGGGGAUAACAACAUCCCUAGAACAAAUUAUACCCCUGUUCAGUCCAAGUCCAGUGAGACAGCUUUUAAAAUACUUCAACAACUUGAUAAGUUGGUUUCUACAAGGGAGAAAUCGCCUACAAAGUUGUCUCCAUCAAUGCUAAAUGGAGCAGCUGCUAAAAGCCUAGAGGAUGUUGAUUCAUCAAAAUUUCUGGAAAAUGUUCAAGAUAAUAAUAGGUCAGGUGGUUCACUCGACACCUUGUUACCUGAUGGUGGAGAUUCUACGUCCCCAAAACAAGAUAAGGUUGAAGAAAAUGGCCCAACCAAGUUUAUUUCUCCUUUUGACAAGUCCGUUUCUGUUCUGAAUGGGUUAGAUGCUACUGGUGUUGUUAAGGAUGAUAUGCCUGGCACAAAAACUACAGAUUCUUCUUUGACAAACUCCAUUGUGCAUCCUUAUCCACAGAAGAAACGAGGUUUCCAGAUGAGUGCUCUUGAGGAUUAUGUGGAGCUAGAUGAUGAUUAUUCUAAUGGGACUGCGUCUACUCCUUUGAUGAAAGGUCAGGAUAAACUGGAUGUUCCUGUGGUUGAGAAUAAGUCUGAUGCUGAUGAAGUGAUUGCAGUGGAGAAGGCUCCAGCUCUUUCUGAAGUUAAGACCUUAAAUUCUGUUUUUAACAAGGUGUCCGAUAUUGGAACUAAUGAUGGAUCUGUAGUGGCUGAAAAGAACUCUCUAUUUACAUUCCCGACUGCACCUUCCUCUGCCAUUACUGGACUGAAAACUGUGGUAGCUACUUCAUCAGCCCUGAAUUCUGAAAAAGCAAUUUUACCAAAUGAACCAAGUGGUGCUCCUAUAUUUGGCUUUGGGGAGAAAUUUGAUUCACUAAAGGAUUCAAAUGUUGUUUCUCCCUUGUUUGGAACUAGCAAAACAAAUGUCGAUAAAGCACCACAAUUUACUAUUAAAUCUGAUACAUUAGUAGUUAAUGAAUCUUCGACACCUAAAUUUGGCACUCAUUUGGAAGAAAAGCCAGAAAGCUUAAAAAGCUUUACUUCUGUUCCCGUUGUUGCAAAUGAUUCUGUACCAGAAGUGCAUAAAUCGGAUAAAGCUGACAAUGGAACUGUUCCAGAAGCUGAAAUCUUUUCUAGAACACCUGAAACAGCACUUCCUUCAGCUGCAUCUACAUCAUUGUCAUCAGCUAGUAUAUUCUUCCAAUCGGCUAGUAGUGCAAGUUUAAACAAUGGCUCACUUGCUUCAAGUCCAACUUCAACCUCUUCCCUCAUUCCCCUUGUUUCCAGCACUGGCAUCAAUCAGAACUCAUCUAGUAGUGCUAAUUCAGUUUCUUCUUUCAGCCACAGUACCUCUCUCACAACCUCUACACCAACUGCAACACCUUCCAUGGCUGCUUCUGCGCCUGUUUUCAAGUUUGGAGCAUCUGCAGUCGCACCCAUCUCAGUUUCACCAACGUUGGCUCCGUCUGGUGUUGAAUCAACAGAACAGAAGAUCAAGGAGCCCAACUUUGGUAAUUCUACUAGCAUGCUUUUUGGGGGUACAUCAACUUUUGGAAGCACGGGAAGUAGCACUUCCAGUGGCACAUCGUUGGCUGCAAUUGGCCUAGGAAGCAUUUUUGGCAGUACGCCAUCAACAAGCAAUGGAAGUAGCAUUUUUAGUGCUGUAACUCCACCUAUUGCAAGCACUGCAAGUGGUAUUUUUGGUGGUACAUCUUCUGCAAUCUCAAGCACUGGAAGUGGUAUCUUUGGUGGUGCAUCUUCUGCAAUCUCAAGCACUGGAAGUGUUAUUUUUGGAUUCAGUGCUGGAUCUACUUCAGCUUCUACCAAUGCUCAAGUUUCUAACCCUUUUAGUGUUGGUAGUGCUCAGGCAUCUGUUAAUGUGACUGGUGUUUCAACUUCAACUCAGAGCAUGCCUAAUCAGUUUGGAUCAACUACAUCAUCUACGUCAUUUGGAUUGGCUGGGAAUCCUGCCUUUUCGUCUGGCAGUUCUUUAUUUGGCUCAACUUCUGUGGCUAAACCUUUUGGUUCAACUCCUACAUUUGGAUUGAAUUCCACUUCUUCAUCAGAAGCUAACUCAAUCAGCUCCAGCAGUGGCCCUACUAACAAUGUUUUUGGUUCCAGUUGGCAAGCCCCUAAGACUCCUUCAUUUGCUUCAGCAUUCAGCUCUUCAUCUCCCUCGACUGGAUUUCAGUUUGGUGCAUCAGCUUCGUCUGCUGCAACUUGCAGUGCUCCUUUGUUUGGGUCAUCUGCGAAUACCUCAUCAAGUUCCAUUUUUCCAUUUUCUUCAGCUGCAGCAGCCACUGUAUCCCAACCUGCCUUUGGUAACAUGGGUUCUGUAUUUGCAUUUGAUUCCACUCCCUCAAAUAAUAAUAAUGAUCAAGUGGGUAUGGAAGACAGCAUGGCUGAGGACACAGUUCAAGCAUCCACUCCAGUUCCUGUGUUUGGUCAACAACCAGUGACACCUUCCACUGGCUUUGCCUUUGGUACAACUCCAUCAGGAGCAAAUCCUUUCCAAUUUGGAAGCCAACAGAGUCUGGCCACCCCCCAGAACCCAUGUCCAUUUCAGGCGUCUGGUAGUGUAAACUUCAAUACUGGAGGAGGUAGCUUCUCAUUGGGCAGCACUGUUGACAAGUCUCAAAGAAAAAUCGUGAGAGCCAAGAGCAGGCACAGGAAGAAGUAAAUACAACAGUUCUGACAUGUAAUUUGGUUUCUUUUAGGAGGCCAUGGCUUUUUCCAAUGCCGAAAAACAAAUAAUUAUGGAUGAGAUUAACAGCAUGAGCUUUCCCGGUGGAUUCGUCACCUGGAAUUGUUUGGUGCUGGCAAGUAUAGUUUCAGGCACUGCAGGAUCUUCAAAUACGUCAGAUUAUUUCUCCCCUUUACAACUUUCUUCUGGGCAAAAAUUUAAUGUUUGCACUGCCAGGUAUGAGUUGUCACAAUUUUGUAACAGUCUUAUUAGCAAAAUCUAAGUAUAUUUGUGGUGUAUUUUAGUUGAUGGGGUUUUCAGGUUGGGCGGUUUUGCCUUGGAUGCUUUUCUGUACUCUUAUGUGUAUCAUAAAAGAAAUGGAUAUGAAUUUUAUCCUCUGUUCUCGCA
Molecule: messenger RNA, 4471 nt
Organism: Mangifera indica (mango)
Lineage: Eukaryota; Viridiplantae; Streptophyta; Magnoliopsida; Sapindales; Anacardiaceae
Product: nuclear pore complex protein NUP1-like
Exons: 9
Coding region: 131-4060 (1309 amino acids)
Biological process (GO): poly(A)+ mRNA export from nucleus; nuclear membrane organization
Cellular component (GO): nuclear envelope
Source: RefSeq, a predicted model, not a curated record